CUUGGUUAGACGGAAUUUUACAGAUAUAUAUAUAUAUAUUUGUGUUAGAGCGCAGCAUAAAUCUUAAAUCACUUAAAAAAGAUAUAAACUGACGUUAAUUUUUCUAUUUUCAUUUGAGCUUGGUAUUAUACUGGGCUGCAUUGAUAAUUAUUAUGUACUACUAUAUGUUUUCGGAUACGUUAACAUUGCUGGUGUGUUUUGGAGUCAUAAUCUCAGCUGACAUUACUGUGAAAUUUCAUUUCAACUAUGGGUCAGAUAAUCUCAAACAAAGAGUAGUCACGGCAUCAAACGAGGAAGAAUUAAGAAAACAAUUGGAGCAACUCUUCGAAUGGUAUUUGCUGGAAAAUCCUCAUGACGCUGUGACCAUCUCAACCCAGGUUUAUCAAGACGAGGAAACACAUUCAACUCAGCAAAGUAGUUACGAAGUUACAUCCUCCACAACUGAAAGCUCCACUAUUAAAAAAAGAAUGAAAUAUCAAUACAUCGGAAAAGCAGCGACCUAUGAAACUUCAAAACAACAUUGCUCAGAGCAAGGAAGAAGAUUAUGUUAUUCUUCAGAGGUCUGUCCGAAGAACGUACCAGUUUCUGGUGUUAUCAACGGAGAUAUGUGGAUGGCAGUUCAAGAUAGAACAAACGAAUGGAUAGAGAUUGGAGAUUCCGGUGGUCGGACUUGCUGGAUUCACGGAGAUCGUUAUGAUGCUCCACCGUGGGGAAUUCGAACCGACGGAUCUUUUGUUGAGCAUGUUGGAUAUGUUUUAUGUUGCCUGAAUUCUGAAUAAAUAUCUGUAACUUUUUGUUUAUAUUAUACAAUGUGAAUUGCUAUUUCUAAACUUGGGAA
Styela clava is the source of this 838-nucleotide messenger RNA. RefSeq lists its product as uncharacterized. The record is from RefSeq and is a predicted model, not a curated record. Lineage: Eukaryota; Metazoa; Chordata; Ascidiacea; Stolidobranchia; Styelidae.